Molecule: messenger RNA, 788 nt
Organism: Drosophila subobscura
Lineage: Eukaryota; Metazoa; Arthropoda; Insecta; Diptera; Drosophilidae
Exons: 2
Coding region: 111-788 (225 amino acids)
Molecular function (GO): catalytic activity
Source: RefSeq, a predicted model, not a curated record
UUAGCGACGAAGGACUACAAGCUGAUUGUAGCACCAAAAGAAGCGAUGGCGAUAACACAGCAGCUAGCCUAGAGCUGCAAGGGACACACCUCAGAGUGGUGUCGUCCUAUAUGGCUCACGACCAUAGUAACCCUCCCAGUGACCUCCUCCGCAGGAUUGCCAGCGAAAGCGAGAGGUCAAACACAGGCCUACUGAUAGGCUGCGACGCCAACGCUCACCAUACCCAAUGGGGAAGCUCGGACAUAAAUGUGAGGGGUGAGUCACUUUUCAGCUUCAUUCUAAACUCUAAUAUGGUCCUAUGUAAUCAGGGAAACGACCCUACCUUCAUUAUAAAGAACCGACAGGAGGUCAUAGACCUUACCCUAGUGUCCCACAACAUACUGGGAUUAGUUAAGGGCUGGAGAGUCCUAGAAGAGCACUCCUUCUCCGACCAUAGGUACAUAGAGACGAUAAUAUCUCUCGAAUGCCCAACAGCUAAUAGUUAUAUCAACCCCAGGAAAGCCAACUGGGAGAUAUAUUCCAAAACCCUGGAAGAACUUCUUCCCCCAACAGCACCAACAUGCCCCGAUACACAGGACUGCCUUAACAGUCUUGUAAAUAGAUUCACGGAGGCAUGCAACAAUGCCUUCAAGGCUGCGUGUCCCUCAAAAAAACCGAGUAGGAAGAAGAAACCCCCGUGGAGGAAGUGUUCGGGAAAACUAUCGGAUGAUAUGACGCAAGAAAAAAGUAUAUUUUUCUUAUUCCCAGCGGUUUUGGCGCACAAAAAUCACAAUCGGGAUCCGCACUAG